Bicyclus anynana (squinting bush brown) is the source of this 1515-nucleotide messenger RNA. Its product is annotated as H/ACA ribonucleoprotein complex subunit 1. Lineage: Eukaryota; Metazoa; Arthropoda; Insecta; Lepidoptera; Nymphalidae. The transcript has 2 exons. Bases 145 to 1137 code for a protein of 330 amino acids. The record is from RefSeq and is a predicted model, not a curated record.
GGGUCGCCGUGCCGAAUGUCAUCAGUUAACACAACCUCACACAACCAGGAACAUCUCCAAAAAGUGGUGUUGUUCUAGCGUGUGUUGUUUUCAAUCCGAGAAGCGUAGUCUCUUUACACCAGAGCCGUGCCCACCACGCCAAAUAUGCGCGCAUUCGUGGCACUCGCCUGUGUGGCGUUGGCCUAUGGCCGUCCAGAACCUCCAGUUGGAUACAGCUACUCAGCACCAUCCGCUAAAUAUGCUGUGCCUUCUGGCAGCUACGGAACCCCAUCAAUUGGAGGAAUUUCCAGCGGAAUUUCUCUAGGAGGAUUGUCUGGUGGUGGUCACUCAUCGGGAGGAAUCUCACUGAGCGGUGGUCAUUCUUCGGGUGGCAUCUCCCUUUCCGGAGGAAGUCUCGGUGGUGGAUUUGGCAGUGGAAUUAGCGGCGGAUUUGGCAGUGGAAUCGGUGGUGGAAUCGGCGGUGGAAUCGGCGGUGGAAUCGGCGGUGACGCUGGUUUCGGUGGUGGAUUCGGCGGUGGUUUCGGUGGUGCUCCUCUAGUUCAGAAGCACAUCUACGUCCACGUUCCCCCGCCAGAACCUCAAGAGCAGAGACUGCCCCGCAUCACCCCCGUUGCUCCUCCUCAGAAACACUACAAAAUCAUCUUCAUCAAGGCCCCGACUCCACCCACUCCCGUCGCUCCCAUCAUCCCAAUUCAGGCUCAAAACGAAGAGAAGACCCUCGUAUACGUCCUGGUCAAGAGGCCCGAAGAACAACCUGACAUCAUCAUCCCCACACCAGCUCCCACUCAACCCUCGAAACCCGAAGUAUACUUCAUCAAAUACCAGACCCAGAAGGAAGGCGGCGGCAUCGGAGGUGGUUUCAUCGGUGGUGGUGCUAUCGGUGGCGGCGCUAUUGGCGGUGGUGCUAUCGGCGGUGGUGCCAUUGACGGUGGCGCUAUCAGUGGUGGAUCUAUCGGCGGUGGUGACCUCGGUACUUCAGGAAUUGAAGGCGCCGUGCUUAGCGGAAGCGGUGGUCACGGAGGAGUUGAAAUCGCUACCGACUUUGGAGCCAGCGGUGGUGACGUGAGUGUGUCGUCUGGUGGAGCCACUAGCGCUCAAUACGGUCCCCCCGGUCACGUAGCUGGACCCCUCCAUUAAGUAAUAUCACAGCAAUUUAAUUAGGUGAUAUCGAAUACAACCAGUCAUUAUAUUUAUUGCUGAGCGAAAAACUAAGUUCCAAAAAUGUUGUAGAAAAUUUUAUCUCGAUCGAUUUAUUAUAAUUAUAUUUUUAAAAUAUGUAUCACCUGCUGCCAGCGGUUGGACGAUCUGUACAUAGUCACCUCCCACGUGUCCUCCCGCAGGUUGGCAAACGGGACUCAAAACAGUGAUUUAAAACUCAUCAUCGACUAUCAUCUUUACUCGUUAUUAGUGCACAGUGUUAAUGUUGUUCAAAUGAAUGUAUUUGAUUGCGACUGUUAUGUUUAUGUAUUAUAAAUAGCUUUUAUUUUUUUAUAAUAAAAAAAAGGUAUGAUGCAA